GUUCGGGGCGUGAUCCGGGCGUGGUGUGGGCGUGACUCCGGGCCCGGAGGGGCCGCCAGGCCGUCCCGCCGUCCCACUGCCCGGCUGCUGGCCCCCGCCGCUCCGCAGCUUCGCGGUUCGGGUAAGGCGGGCGCCCCGCGGGCUCGGCUCGGGCUCCCGGUCCGAGACUGGGGUCUCUGGCUUCCCUCUCGGCCACUCGCUCUCAGAGCGCGCGCGGGCGAGGUGUUUGGAUACCGAGGAGCGGGGAAGGUAGGAUUCUCUCACCAUGAGGUCCUCCCUGCAGGUGGUGGCACUCUGGGGCAAGAAGGCCCCUUCCCACAGCAUCACGGCCAUCAUGAUCACUGAUGACCAGCAAACAAUUGUGACUGGGAGUCAAGAGGGUCAGCUCUGUCUCUGGAAUCUAUCACCUGAACUAAAGAUUUCAGCAAAAGAACUUCUGUUUGGUCAUUUGGCUUCAGUAACGUGUUUGGCAAGAGCGAGAGACUUCUCUAAACAGCCUUAUAUCGUUAGUGCUGCUGAAAAUGGGGAGAUGUGUAUUUGGAAUGUCACCAACGGACAGUGCGUGGAGAAGGCCACACUACCUUACAGGCACACUGCAAUCUGUUAUUACCACUGCUCAUUCCGGAUGACAGGAGAAGGCUGGCUUCUGUGCUGUGGAGAAUAUCAAGACAUUCUUAUAAUUGAUGCCAAAACUUUGACUCUUGUUCACACUUUUAUAUCGUGUCAGUCUCCUGAUUGGAUCAACUGCAUGUGCAUUGUCCACUCUGUGAGAAUUCAAGAAGAUUCUCUCUUGGUCGUAUCAGUAGCUGGUGAACUCAAAGUAUGGGAUCUCUCUUCAUCUAUCAGCAGCAUUCAGGAAAAGCAAGAUAUCUAUGAAAAGGAAUCCAAAUUUCUUGACUCGCUGAACUGCCGGACAAUACGAUUUUGCACAUAUACAGAGAGACUUCUAUUGGUGGUAUUUUCUAAAUGUUGGAAGGUUUAUGAUUACUGUGAUUUUUCCCUUCUAUGCACUGAAGUCACUAGAAGUGGGCAGUUCUUUGCUGGUGGAGAGGUGCUUGCUGCUCACAGAAUCAUCAUCUGGACAGAAGAUGGUCACAGUUACAUCUAUCAGCUGCUGAACAGUGGGCUUUCAAAAAGCAUAUACCCUGCUGAUGGAAGAGUGCUUAAAGAGACCAUUUAUCCUCAUUUGCUGUGCUCUACUUCUGUGCAGGAAAAUAAGAGCCUUCCCUUUGUCAUGGGCUACAUGAAUGAAAGGAAAGAGCCUUUUUAUAAAGUACUUUUCUCUGGUGAAGUCUCAGGAAGAAUUACUUUGUGGCAUAUCCCUGAUGUUCCUAUAUCCAAGUUUGAUGGUUCCCCUGGAGAGAUACCAAUAACUACUACCUGGACCCUUCAAGAUAAUUUUGAUAAACAUCAUAUCAUGUCACAAAGUAUUGUUGACUACUUCUAUGGGUUUAAAGAUGGAGCUGGAACAGUGGUAAUCACUUCAUCAGAGUAUGUUCCAAGUCUUGAUAAACUAGUAUGUGGCUGUGAAGAUGGUACAAUUUUCAUUACGCAGGCUCUGAAUGCUGCCAAAGCAGGUCUUCUGGAAGGCGGUUCUUUACUAAAAGAUUCCCUUCCUCACAAAGUUCUCAAAGGCCAUCAACAAAGUGUUAUUUCAUUACUUUACCCACAUGGUCUCUCUUCAAAAUUAGACCAAAGUUGGCUGGUGUCUGGGGACCAGGACUCAUGUGUCAUCUUGUGGGAUAUCUUUACUGAAGAAAUUUUGCAUAAAUUCAUUUUGGAAGCUGGUCCGGUAACAAGUCUUUUGAUGUCACCAGAGAACUUCAGACUGAGAAGUAAUCAGGUAAUUUGCUGUGUGUGCAGUGACCAUUCCGUGGCUCUCCUUCACCUUGAGGAGAAGAGGUACCUCUUUUGUGCCCGGAAGCACCUUUUCCCUGUGAGGAUGAUAAAAUGGCACCCCGUUGAGAAUUUUUUAAUUGUUGGAUGUGCAGAUGACUCUGUUUACAUCUGGGAGAUUGAAACUGGCACUUUGGAAAGACACGAAACGGGAGAGAGAGCAAGAAUUAUUCUUAAUUGUUGUGAUGAUUCACAGUUUCUAAAGCCCGAAUCUGUAUUUUCAGUUGCCUCAGAGACACAUAAGCACAAAAGUGUAGAACAGAGAUCCUCCAUCUCCUACCAGUUUGGGCCAAUACCUUGCCCUGGUCUGCAGGUGGAGGCUUCGUGUAAGGUGGCUGAUGCCAAGUCUUUCUCAGGUCCUUUUAAUGUCCUACCUGUGAAGACAAGAUGGAGUAACAUUGGCUUUCACAUCCUUCUAUUUGACCUGGAAAACCUUGUUGAACUUCUGCUGCCAACUCCAAUCUGUGAUAGUGACCAUUCCAGUUCGUUCCAUGGUAGUGAGAUCCUGAGAAGAGCCAGAAGCACAGUAGAGAAGAAAACAUUGACGCUGAAAAGGAAUAAAACUGCCUGUGGUCCUCUCUCAGCAGAGGCACAAACUAAGCCUGGUAGUGAAAGCUCAGCCCAAGGAGAUAAUUCCGUAACAUUCUUAGAAGAAAAUGAUGGCAUUAAAAGGCAGAAGAAAAUGAAGAGCUCCAAAAAGAUGCAUCCUAAGCCAUCAAGAAAAUUGGAUGCCAACCUCAUAAUAGAUGCAGCUAAAUUGCUCCUAUCUUGCCUGUUGCCAUGGGGAGUGGAUAAAGAAUUAGAUAAUCUCUGCAUUAAGCAUCUCAAUAUUUUGAAGCUUCAGGGUCCUGUUUCUUUAGGACUUGCUUCAAAUGAAGAUCAAUUCUCAUUGAUGUUGCCGGGUUGGGAUUCAUGCAAUGCUGAAAUCAAAAAAGACUCUUCAAAAGUAAAUUUAUUUUCCAGAAAAGUUUUAGAUUUGUCAAAUAAAUACACAUCCACUCUUCCAAAUCAGCCUGGGAUGCCAAGAAGACUGGAAAAUAAUUGUGAUUCUUUGCAAGAGUCUAACACUAUAGUUUAUUUAUUGAGAAGAGUAUUUUUAGUUAACAAAUUAGUUAACAUGCCUGUAGAAUUGUCAUGUGGAAUUGACAGUUCCUUCAAAAUGGAAUCUGUACAUAACAAGGUGAAAAAUCCUGGGAAUGAUAUUUUGCAUAUCUCAAGCUUCUACAGUUACUUACGAAAUGGUAAAAACGAAUCCCAUAUACCUGAAGCUGACAUGUCACUUUUGAAGCUAAUUUCCUGUUGGAGAGAUCAAUCUGUGCAGGUAACUGAAGCAAUACAAGCUGUUCUCUUGGCGGAAGUUCAACAGCACAUGAAGACCUUGAGAAAGAUACCAAUCAACAGUCAACCAGAGGCCAUGACUGAGAAUGGUAACUAUGAGAUGAUACAGAUACGGCCAAAGAUGGAAUGGACCGAGGAGCUAGAGUUACAGUGUGUUACAGACAAUUUGCCUCCGCAAACUUCAGCCAGUCUGGUCAAGCAUGACAGCAACUCAAACUCGGCAAACUUCCAAGACAACGAGGACAUGCCUGACAGAUGUGUCGUGGAAGAGUCUGAGAGUCCAGGUAAGCCAGGACAUCAUUCAUGGAUAGCAAAGAUGUGCUUUUGCAAGCUGUGCUAAACUAAAUCUCAUCUCUAGGAAUGGAAUUAGGACAAAUGAAGAAACCCAAAACAUGUCAUUUGUUUAUCAUCGUAUAUAAGUUAUAUUGCUAUUGAUCAAGAUAUUAGGUUGUAGAUUUCCUAACACUUUAGCCAGAACAAAUACAAGUAUAAUUACUGAUUGAAAAUAUUAACUUUCCUAAUUUUAGAAAAUGAUUGUCUAAAUCAUCCUGUAUUCCUGUUUCUUACUUUUCUUUUAAUAUUUCCAACAAGGAAUGCCAGCCCAUAGACACAAAUUUAAUACCAUUUUAGAUUGUUUCCAUCUUUUCAGUUCCUGAAUUAUCUAAUAAGCAAUAUUAAAAUCACAUUGCUUUUAAACAAUGUAACACACAGUGCUUUUAAUUUUAAUGUUGUUUCAAUGUAUUUAAUCUAAAACUUUACCAAAGUUAUUUGUUAGGUUAGGACAUUUUGUUUUAGUAGAUGCUUUAAUUCCGAUCAAUCACCCUGCAGUAAAUCUCAUCCCUAAGGAUGAAAUGUUGUCAACAAAUAGCCAGUUCCAUUUAGUCAUCAAUUAGCCCAAAUAAGUGAUACACAAUAUAACUGGGACCAAUCUUGUGCAGUCAAGUUAAUUCAGACUUCUAAUGACAUAGAGGCUAAUGUCUUUAGCUAAAGGAAGAUCUUGUUGGCCGUAUAAAUGUGAACUAGAGAAGGGGACUCUACUUAUAGCUCAUCACAAUUGAUCCUUAUGAAAUAUAAACUCUCAUAGUUCUUUUCCCAGAAAGAAGCUUGACUAGCAGGAAUUCUUAAACGAAAAUAUGCAAAGUAAUAUAAAUAGGAACAGAUAUGAAGUGCUCAUCUAUUAAAACCCUUAGUGAUCUGAUUUAUUUGCUGUGAUUUCUAUUGUUUAAUUCCUAGAUUUAUAGAAAAUUGUCAAAGAUUAUUAGUGUGCAUAUGAGUACAAAUAGUGCCAAAUCCAUAGAAAAAUGGAAUUAAAGUGUUGUGUAAUACCUAUAUCUAUCUUAUAAUUAAUGAUUGAUGUAAAUGAAUAUACCUGAAAAUAAACAUCAUAUGAUCGUGAUUCCUUUAAAGGAGAUAAAACUGCGUGUUCUUUUUUUCCCCCUCAAAUAUGAUAUCAUUGCUUGAAAUUACUAAUUACUUUUGAGUUGUACUUCACAAACAGAUAAUAUGAAUAAUCAUGGAAAAUUGUCAUCCUUUUAAAAUGGACAUAUAUGCUAUGGAAUAGUCAAAAGCUAUUUGGAACAAGUUUCAAAAUAAAGGAAGGUAGUAGCAAGCUAGGCAAUGGAAUACAAUUUGUUGUAUGCUGUGUACUGACUCUGAAGGCCAUUACAAGGACUCCCCAAAACAUCUUUAAUGAUGGCAAUACCAGAUAAGUAUAUGUCCUUUCAAAGGGGCAAUUUUAGUAGUUAAAACUUAAUUGGAUGUUCAAGUUUUAGUGUUUAUUAAAAAUAAGCUUUGUUUAUAUAGUUGUGUCCUAUUAUUCCCUUUUCAAAGCAUAAUAAAAAUAAGUUUAAACCAUUGUCAAAUUUAGCAUUUCUUUAGGUCUAAGAAAUCCAUACUGAAUCCUUGAGAAAUAUUUUAUGAUAUCACUACAUAUAGGAAAUUACAAUUGGCAUAACACUGACAUUACUAAAUGAGAUAUUUAAGAUUUUUUUAGCUAAUAAUUUGGAUGCAUGAGUAAUUAAAAUAUUUUAUCUAUAUGAAUUCUAGAGGCCAACACCAUUAACUAUCAAAACUCUUAACUCCUAAAACUUAGUUUUAGAGAUAGACAUUUAAAGGAUGUUUGCUAAAACACAUGCGCAGGUAUGUUUAUAACACAAAUCGACUUGUCUGUUUAAAAAUGAUUUCUUUUUAUUGAUUUAUGUUCAACAUGUUUUAGUAAUUUCUGUUGUAAGAACUUGAGGUAGUAAGUUGCCACACAGUUAAUUGGAUCAACCAUGUGGUGACCCUAACCAGUUGAUACCACAGCUAGAAACUCAAAACUCACUGGCUCUUGAUUGGGUGUUUGUCCGUUUGAUGGCUUAGCCUUAAGUAACAAGUGGAGGAAUUGUAUUAGUGAAUAAAUGUGUUUGUA
Rhinolophus ferrumequinum (greater horseshoe bat) is the source of this 5644-nucleotide messenger RNA. It is a transcript of the gene WDR72, whose product is annotated as WD repeat domain 72. The record is from RefSeq and is a predicted model, not a curated record. Bases 266 to 3574 code for a protein of 1102 amino acids. Gene Ontology annotation, cellular component: cytoplasm. Gene Ontology annotation, molecular function: protein binding. Lineage: Eukaryota; Metazoa; Chordata; Mammalia; Chiroptera; Rhinolophidae. Gene Ontology annotation, biological process: protein localization to plasma membrane. The transcript is spliced from 20 exons.